Molecule: messenger RNA, 456 nt
Organism: Arabis nemorensis
Lineage: Eukaryota; Viridiplantae; Streptophyta; Magnoliopsida; Brassicales; Brassicaceae
Source: the annotation of a GenBank genome assembly
AUGGAGCUCUUCGCCGACACGACCCCAAAGACGGCUGAGAACUUCCGGGCCUUCUGUACCGAUGAGAAAGGCACGGGGAAGAGGGGUAAGCCACUCCACUUCAAGGGAUCAUGCUUCCACGAUUUGGUCCCUAAGUAUGCGUGGUUUGGAGGAGACAUCACUCACGGGGACGGAAGAGGAGGCGAGUCGAUUUACGGUGGUCCAUUCGAGAACGAGAAAUUCGUUCACAAUCACGAUGAAGGUAUGCUCGCCAUGAACACUUAUCGUUGGGACAGCAACAAAUCUCAGUUCAUGAUCCUCAUGAAGAAGCUCCAUUUUUUGAACGGAGAGCACGUCGUGUUCGGAAAAGUUGUGGAAGGACUGGAUCUGAUGAGGAGCAUUGAAAAGGAUGUCGAAGCUGAAAGCGGAAUUCCUUCCAAGUCCGUGGUGAUCACCGACUGUGGUCAGAUUUCAUAG